AUGAACGAUCACGGACUCGAGAAUGAUGACAAUCAAUUGCUUGGAUCAUAUGAUGAUCGAGUUGAUCUAAAUGAAGCUGGACCGUCAAGUCGUCCCACUUGCUCAAUGCCCCCAAAAGUCAUUCUUGAGGACUAUGGACAAGCGAAUUAUCUGAUGGGAAGAAACAAGAAAAACCCGAUCAUCAUCUAUAAGAGUAAACUCUUCCCGAAUCGAGUUUACGAAUGGUGCUUUGUACAUAAUUUUACGAAAAUCCCAGGUUAUACAACUUGGAUGUGCAUUCAAUGUUCCGUGAUGAAACAAAAGCAAAAAAAAAUGGGAGAAAUGGUUGGAAAUGAAAAAAUCGGAAAAGUUCCGCGAAUUCUCGUCGUCGAUGAUGUGAUUCGAGAAGAUCCCGAUAAUCCGAUCAAUCGACAUUUCUGUCAAGGGAAAAAUAUUAUCGAAUCGGCUUUGGCAAAAGCUCGAGUUCGGGUAAUCCGAGAUGAGAACCCAGAUGGAUCUCUCAUUCAAGGCCCAUCAAAAGUCUUUCUCGAUUCGGCAAUGGAUUUCAAUUACUUGAAUCCUUCUCAAAAGAAAGCUCUUCGUGAUCGUUUAAUAAUCAAUCAAUAUGAUGAACGAACGAUGACCCACCAAAACAACGAUGGAAUGAUGGGCAUUCCAAAACAGCUGUAUCGAAUCGCGCCACCAAUUUCAUCUCAACAACUCACUCAAAAUAAUCCUCCAAGAAGGAUCAUCAGGGUCAUAAAACGGCGUUUUCCGGAAGAAAAUGGCGAUAUCUACAAUGCAGAUCAUCAAUACCUUCAAAAUCAAAUACACCCUUCAAAGACUUUCAAAAGGGAACAUCCGGAGCAUCUAGAUUCCUUAUCAAACCAUCAUAGAGCGUUACUGGCAAAUUGUGGGAAUGAAACCGGACAGGAAGUUGAAACAGAUUCUAAAAUGCCUAAAAGAUUCGAUUCUUUGACAACGAGUCCUGGAGAGUUAAUAGUGCGAUCUGCGAACGAAAUUGAUGUUGAUGGGGAGGAAGAGGUGAUUGAUGUAGAAAGUGAACAAUUG
Molecule: messenger RNA, 1050 nt
Organism: Mesorhabditis belari
Lineage: Eukaryota; Metazoa; Nematoda; Chromadorea; Rhabditida; Rhabditidae
Source: the annotation of a GenBank genome assembly